GAGUCCAGGCCCAGCCCGGCCCCCCGGCCCGCGGGGAGUUGGCUCCGCGCCGCGCCCCUCCGCCCUCGCCGCAUCGCAGUCGGAGUCCGGAGGAGGAGAAGGUGGCGGCGACGGCGCUGCUGCCUCUGGCUAUGUAGGGGCCCCAGAGCGGGCAGAUCCGGAGGCCGCUGUCCGCCUCUGGAGCUCGGCGCCGGGGCCGGGCCCGGGGCCGGGCCCGGUGGGAUGUUUUCCAAGAAGCCGCACGGGGACGUGCGGAAAUCCACGCAGAAGGUGCUGGACACCCGCAAGGACCCACUCACCCGACUCAAGCACCUCCGCGUCCUUAUCGACAAUGCAGAAUCAAUUGAUCUCAAACAGUUUUUCGACCUACAUUUUUCACAUAUAUAUUAUGUGUUCUUUGAAAACUUUGUAACUAUUGAAGUGGGCCUUAAACAAAAAGGUCACAAGUCUCAGAGAGAAGAAUUAGAUUCUAUUCUUUUUAUUUUUGAGAAAAUUUUACAACUCCUUCCUGAAAGGAUUCAUCAGAGGUGGCAAUUUCAUAGUAUUGGGUUGAUUUUAAAGAAGCUUCUUCACACUGGAAAUUCAUUAAAGAUACGUCGAGAGGGUGUGCGUCUCUUUCUUUUGUGGCUGCAAGCACUUCAAAAUAACUGUAGUAGAGAACAAUUAUGGAUGUUUUCUUGCUUGAUUCCUGGAUUUUCAUCACCACAGUCUGAAUAUGGCCCCCGAACACUAGAUAAUCUUAUUAACCCUCCCCUUAAUGUCCAAGAAACUCAAGUAACUAUAGAAGAAAUCACUCCACUUGUUCCUCCGCAAUCAGGAGAUAAAGGACAAGAAGAUUUAACAAGCUAUUUUUUAGAAGCACUUUUGAAAUACAUGGUAAUUCAGGUUAAGAGUUUAGAAUGGAAGAACAAGGAAAACCAGGAAAAGGGAUUUUCAUUUUUAUUCUCAAAUUUUAAGAAAUACUACUUACCUUCUAUUUUCCCGAACAUCUGUAAGGAGACCAGCUUGUAUAACCCUAUACUUGAUAUACCACAAAUGAGACCAAAGCCACACUAUGUAAUAGUUAAGAAAGAUGCUGAAACCAAUGAGGCAAUCUAUUGCACAAAGGAACCUUUCAUUAAGGCUCGUGUUAUUGUCAUUCGAUGGUUGGUGUCUUUCUGGCUUGAGCCAAAACCUCAUACAGGACCUCAUAUUCCUGGAAUGGAAGGUGAAAAUGUGCCAAAGAAUAUUCAGAGAGCAGCUGCUAGCAUGGCUUCAAGGGAGGACAGCAAAAAUGACAGUACUGAUAAGCAGGAUAGAAAUGCAGAACCAGAACAAUCUCAUUCUAAUACAAGUACUUUAACAGAGAGAGAGCCAAGUUCUUCCAGCCUCUGCAGUAUUGAUGAAGAGCAUUUAACUGAUAUUGAAAUUGUCCGGAAAGUCUUCUCUUCUAAAAGAAAAAAUGUUAAUUUUCUAACUGAGAUUUUUCGACAGGCAUUUCUGUUGCCAAUAUGUGAAGCAGCUGCCAUGAGGAAGGUGGUAAAGGUGUAUCAAGAAUGGAUUCAACAAGAAGACAAACCUUUAUUUAUGAAAGAACCUGAAGAAAUAAUGCCGUGCACAGCUGGAGAUUGUGAUGAAAAUGUUGACCAUAAUUCUUCAGAGAAAGGAAAAGAAAGAGAAGAGGAAAAAGGGGUGAACUCCAGUCAUGGAGUUAGAAAUUCAAACUGGACAAGAAAUGGCUGUUAUGAAGAUGCUUUGCAUAAAACAUCUGAAAUUGACACUGAAGAGCAAAAUGUACGAGCUGGAGUGCAGUCAGUAUUGCAGGUUUUUAUAAUAAAUUCUUCAAAUAUAUUUUUUCUGGAACCUGCAAAUGAAUUUAAAGCUCUGCUGGAUGAACACACUGAUAUGUGCAAACGCGUUCUCAAUAUCUACCGCCACAUGGUAGUCCAAGUGACUAUGGACAAGAAGACGUGGGAGCAGAUGCUACUUGUGCUGCUCAGGGUAACUGAAUCUGUGCUGAAAAUACCACCCCAAACUUUCUUGCAGUAUCAGGGAAGAAAAAACUCCACUUUAGCUGGAAGACUUGCAGGACCUCUUUUCCAGACUCUUAUAGUAGCUUGGAUCAAAGCAAAUCUAAAUGUGUACAUUUCUCGAGAACUUUGGGAUGACUUGCUGUCUGUAAUGUCAUCACUGACAUACUGGGAAGAGCUGGCCACUGAGUGGUCACUGACAAUGGAGACACUUACUAAAGUAUUAGCUAGAAACUUGUAUAGCCUGGACCUCAGUGACCUGCCACUGGAUAAAUUAAGUGAGCAGAAGCAGAAAAAACACAAAGGCAAAGGAGUUGGGCAUGAAUUUCCAAAGUCUUCUGUUGAUAAGUCCUUUUCUAGAGGCUGGAGCCGUGACCAGCCCGGACAGGCACCCAUGAGACAGCGCAGUGCUACAACCACCGGCUCUCCGGGAACAGAAAAGGCCAGGAGCAUAGUACGGCAGAAAACAGUUGACAUUGACGAUGCUCAAAUUCUUCCACGUCCACCUCGAGUCAGACAUUUUUCUCAGAGUGAGGAUGCUCCAAGUGAAGUUUUUGGUGCAUUAAAUGAAGAACAGCCACUGCCACGAAGCAGCAGCACCUCUGACAUCCUGGAGCCAUUCGCAGUUGAACGAGCCAAAGGUGCAGUUCCUGUCAUUGACAGUUCAUCCCAUCAUGCUCCAAGCUUACAGAAUUCCACUGAGACCUCUUCAAUGCAUAGAUCCACUGAAAGCCAUAUCACUGAUACAAAUAGCAGAGAGUCCUCCUUGGAAGUUGGGGAUAGUAUUUAUGACCAUCUUUGUCAUUUAAUAGGGCCGGUAGAAUUUGCAAACACUGCCUUUGAACAAAGCCAGUAUGUUGACCUUGAAGGUGAAGAUGAUCUCCUUUCCUCUCUGAGAGAAUAUCUUAUUAAAGAAAAAGAAGAACUUUGCGGUAACUUUGAGAUAGAUAAAUCUGAGGCUUCUGCUCAUGAAGUUGAUACAUCAGUAAGUAGGAAUGAUAGAUUUCCACUGGAUGGAUUAGAAAAUAGAGAUCAGACUGGUCAAUGCACAACUAGCAAAACUGUUGCAGAAAGAGGCAAUAACACAGAGCUGCAACUAGAACAAAACCCAAGUGGCUUUAUAAGUAAUAUUGCACCUACUCAAGUAGACUUUUUUACAAGAAAUCAAGCGCUCAAUAAAGCCAGACAGUUAGAUAUUGAUAAACAAUAUGAAAGCGCGUUUGAUCAUGGGUCAAGUAGUCCUAGCAGCAAAGAAGGGAAGAGAUAUCUGUACAGGCAAGCUGCCACUGAAACUGAUGUAGAUUUAGUGGUGGAAGCACCAGUAACUGAAAAGCAUAAAAGUGUCCAGUUUAAUGAGAAAGUGACCAACUCGCGUAUUGUCCACGCAAAGAAAAUUCUUACUAAAGCACAAGUUGAUCCUCACAUCACAGGCACAAGCAAACUGGCACCAGCUAAAAGAAGUAUAUCUGAAACUGUAACUCAUAGGGCCAAAAUCAUGAAAAUAACAACUAAAAAAAGAAACAGCGUUCAUGUUACUUUUAGGCCAUCUACAGAAUCGGUCCAGUUUUACAAUCCUCUUGAGAACAAAGAGGCUGCUUGGAAAGCAAGGCUUCGUAAACUUGGUGGCUUCAGUAGUAGCAGUAGUGGUAGCAGCAACAGCAGUACCAGUGCAAGCAGUAGCUCAUCAGCUGCCACAGAGCUCGUUAGACCUGGAAUAUAUAGGCAUCUAGAUGCAGUCAAUACUGCUUCAGCUGGCAGCAAGCAAGUUAAGGAAUCUACAGAAACUCAAGGAGCUGUGUUGCAGAAAGAAGGUCUUGCCGUUAGUCAGUUCCAAUGUCGUAGUGCCUUUAGAGCACCAGGUCAGGAGUCGGCACAACAGCAGGGCUCCCUGGGUGGUGUUUAUAAAACUGUUGUACAUGCUCUUUCGAAGCCGAAGGCAAAUGUUUCCCCACAGAGGCAGAACAGAAUGCCAGCAGAGGCUCCACUGAGGGAUCUGUACAGUCAUGUAAUGGGCUAUUUUGGAAGGAAAGCUGCAGCUAAUAGAGAGGACAUGAGUCAAAAGCUGCACCCUAUUGAUAGUGAUAUUGGCAGUAGCAAUACAAAUGUUCCUGACCUCAUGGAUGAAUUUAUAGCUGAGAGACUCCGCAGUGGUAAUUCACUGAAUGUGACAAGAAGAGGAAGCAGCCCUGGCAGCCUGGAAGUUCCUAAAGAUCUUCCUGAUAUCUUGAACAAGCAGAACCAAAUGCGUCCUGUGGAUGACCCAGGCGUGCCUUCCGAGUGGACGUCGCCUGCGAGCGCGGGCAGCAGUGACCUCAUCAGCUCCGACAGCCACUCGGACUCCUUCAGCGCCUUCCAGUAUGACAGCCGCAAAUUUGAAAAUUUCAGCUUUGGCACCGAGGCAGGGACACCAGCUUCUACUGAUGUUGAUGCAAUUUCGGGACAGCAACAAAGUGCUGAGGAACAAGAAGUGGCCAGUCUAACUACACUCCACAUAGAUUCAGAAACAAGUAGUCUCAAUCAGCAACCAUUGUCUGCUGAAGCUGCAACUAUUACUGGCUCUGAAAGUGCUUCUCCAAUCCAAUCUGCUCUUGGAUCCCGAUCACAGACACCCUCUCCUGCCACUCUGCAUGCAGAUCAUAUUGAGCAGAAGGAUCUGCAGCUGGAUGAGAAGCUCCACCACUCUGUUUUACAGACGCCAGAUGACCUAGAAACUAGUGAAUUCCCCUCAGAAUGUUGCAGUGUGAUGGCUGGGGGAACACUUACAGGAUGGCAUGCAGAUGUUGCUACUGUCAUGUGGAGGAGGAUGCUAGGAAUUCUGGGAGAUGUCAACAGCAUAAUGGAUCCAGAGAUUCACGCCCAGGUUUUUGAUUAUCUGUGUGAACUGUGGCAGAAUCUGGCCAAGAUAAGAGACAAUCUUGGUAUUUCAACAGACAACCUAACUUCACCAUCUCCCCCAGUUUUAAUUCCACCACUGAGAAUUCUAACACCAUGGCUCUUCAAGGCAACAAUGCUGACUGAUAAAUACAAACAAGGAAAGCUACAUGCUUAUAAGCUCAUUUGUAAGACAAUGAAACGAAGACAAGAUGUUUCUCCAAACAGGGAUUUUUUAACUCAUUUCUACAAUAUAAUGCACUGUGGACUUCUUCAUGUUGAUCAAGAUAUUGUCAAUACAAUCAUCAAGCACUGCUCUCCUCAGUUCUUUUCACUUGGUUUACCUGGUGCUACCAUGCUUAUUAUGGAUUUCAUUGUAGCAGCAGGAAGAGUGGCUGCUUCUUCUUUCCUCAAUGCACCAAGAGUUGAAGCACAGGUUCUUUUAGGAUCUCUAGUCUGUUUUCCCAAUUUAUAUCGUGAACUACCAGCUCUUCACCCAAAUAUUCCUGACAUUGCUGUGUCUCACUUUACAGAUGUUAAGGAACUCAUAAUUAAAACUGUGUUAAGCUCAGCAAGAGAGGAGCCAUCUGGUCCUGCACGAUGUGUUGCUCUUUGCAGCCUUGGAAUUUGGAUCUGUGAGGAACUAGUCCAUGAAUCACAUCAUCCUCAGAUCAAGGAAGCAUUGAAUGUGAUAUGUGUUUCUUUAAAGUUUCCAAAUAAAACAGUAGCCCAAGUUGCCUGCAGUAUGCUGAACAUGCUGAUACAUUAUGUACAUAGACUUCAACUUUAUCAAGCUGAUUCACCAUUAAGAAUUAUUCAAAUUCUGAUAGCAACUAUUACACAUCUGCUACCCAGUACAGAAGCUUCCUCUUAUGAGCAGGACAAGAGGUUGGUGGUUUCUUUACUUCUGUGCUUAUUGGAUUGGAUAAUGGCCUUGCCAUUGAAGACUUUGCUGCAGCCUCUUCACACUACAGGAGCAGAAAAUGAUAAGACUGAAAGAUCUGUUCUUAAUUGUAUAUAUAAGGUUCUGCAUGGAUGUGUCUAUGGGUCUCAGUGUUUUAGCAACCCAAAAUAUUUUCCUCUAAGCCUUUCUGAUCUGGCAUGUAUGGAUUAUGAUCCUUUUAUGCAUUUAGAGAGCUUAAAGGAACCAGAACCACUGCAUUCUCCAGACUCUGAGAGGUCUUCUAAACUUCAGCCAGUCACUGAAGUGAAAACUCACAUGCAACAAGGAUUAAUUUCUGUUGCUGCUCGUACUGUGAUAACACAUCUAGUCAACCACUUGGGCCAUUAUCCUAUGAGUGGAGGUCCUGCUAUGCUGACCAGUCAAGUGUGUGAAAACAAUGACAAUCCAUACAGUGAAAGUCCUGAGCUUUCUCCUGAACUUUUUGAGAACCCAAAUCUUCAAUUCUUUGUAUUAAACAAUACUUCCCUGGUGUCUUGCAUACAAAUCCAAGCAGAAGAUGACAUGCCUGGGGGAGGACUGUCUGCUGGACUUGCAUCAGCUAAUUCAAAUGUUAGAAUUAUAGUGCGUGAUCUGUCUGGCAAAUACUCGUGGGAUUCGGCCAUUUUGUAUGGACCAUCAUCUUUAUGUGGAUCUUCACAACAAACAUCUUUUGCACUUUCAUUAUCUCAGCAAGAUAAACCAGAAGAGGCUCUUUCAUCUUUUGAGCAUGUAGAGGAUGUAUCUGCGAGAGAUGGAAUUACACUCCAAGUUAAAAGGAAAUUUAGAGACACUGUACCAACCUGGGAUACAAUUAGAGAUGAAGAAGAUGCUCUUGAUGAACUGCUGCAGUAUUUAGGUGUUACAAGCCCUGAAUGCUUACAGAGAACUGGUGUUUCACUCAACAUCCCUGCUCCUCAACCAGUCUGCAUCUCAGAAAAGCAGGAGAAUGAUGUCAUCAAUGCAAUUCUGAAACAGCACACAGAAGAGAGAGAGUUUGUUGAAAAGCAUUUCAACGAUGUAAAUAUGAGGGCUAUGGAGCAGGACGAGCCAACCUCACAAAAGCCACAGUCAGCAUUUUACUACUGUAGAUUACUUCUCAGUAUACUAGGAAUGAAUUCAUGGGAUAAAAGAAGGAGCUUUCAUCUCCUGAAGAAAAAUGAGAAGUUACUUCGAGAACUCAGAAAUUUGGACUCAAGACAAUGCCGAGAGACACACAAGAUUGCCGUGUUUUAUGUUGCUGAGGGACAGGAAGAUAAACACUCCAUUCUUACGAAUACUGGGGGAAGUCAAGCCUAUGAGGAUUUUGUAGCUGGUCUUGGCUGGGAGGUAAAUCUCACAAACCAUUGUGGUUUUAUGGGAGGACUACAAAAAAACAAAAGCACUGGAUUGACCACUCCAUAUUUUGCUACCUCAACAGUGGAAGUCAUGUUCCAUGUGUCAACAAGAAUGCCUUCUGAUUCAGAUGACUCUUUAACAAAAAAGCUAAGACAUUUAGGAAAUGAUGAAGUACACAUUGUCUGGUCAGAACAUACUCGAGAUUAUAGAAGAGGAAUAAUUCCAACAGAAUUUGGUGAUGUUCUUAUAGUUAUCUAUCCCAUGAAAAACCAUAUGUUCAGUAUCCAGAUCAUGAAAAAGCCUGAGGUUCCAUUUUUUGGUCCACUCUUUGAUGGUGCUAUUGUGAAUGGAAAAAUUCUGCCUAUUAUGGUUCGUGCAACAGCUAUAAAUGCAAGCCGUGCAUUGAAAUCAUUAAUCCCAUUAUACCAAAACUUCUACGAGGAGAGAGCGCGAUACCUGCAAACAAUUGUUCAACAUCAUCUAGAGCCUACAACAUUUGAAGAUUUUGCUGCUCAGGUUUUUUGCCCAGCACCUUAUCACCAUUUGCCCUCAGAGACGGAUCAUUAAAUAUCAGUUCUGUUUAUCUGAAGCAUGAACAAGUAGUACUGGAUGGCAGUGGUGUGUUUUGUACCCUGUACUGUCUUUCAUUGAUGUUGUAAGACAUUCUGCAGUGAUAACCUAGGAGAGAUGGAGAAGAAGAAUGUGUAACACUUGAAAUCCCCUGUUCAGAAAAAAGUUAUUUAAUGAUAAUCAAAGUGUUUCCAUGGAAAAACUGUAAAUCUAAAUGAAAUAAAUUUUGUAAGAAUAGUUUGGCAAGUUGUUAUCUGAAAAUUUGUUUCUCACUUCCAAAAUAUAUACAGAAAUCAAUUCUGAAUUAUACAGGAAUUAUGAUAGGACUACAGAAAGAAUGACUGAGAGACAUUAAAAUGUUGAGGCUCCUUUAAAAUACAAACAAUAACUAGAAAUGAGGUGCAGUUUCAAAGUAUAAAAAGUGGUAUAAUUAUGCUAAUGGAAAUAGUUGAGACCGAAGGCAAACAAAAUUAAAAGUAAGUAAUUAAUUAAAGCAGUAUCAAAAUUAGUAACAUAAUUUAAAGUAUGAAAACAUUUGAUUAGGAAAAAUCUGUAACUAGAAAUAUUUAAAACAAACAAACAUUAAAAACAAUAACCAGGGAUACCAGUCCUUACCGCAUUUCCUGUCAAGGGACCUAGUGAAUAUUCAGCACCAGGCACUUUUGUAUGGCUAGUAUAUAUUCUAUAUUCUAGUGCACUUGUUGAAGUUCUGCCCAUUCCUUUUAAGAAGUCUCAUUCCAAGUUGUUCUGCCCUUUUCCUCUAAUUCAUUUUUUCAGGGUGAAGCCAGACUGCUUUUCUGUGCUAGUUUGGUGCAUCAGAGUACACUUCUCUACAGUGGCAAUUCCUGUAUUCUUUUAAAAUUGGUAUUCUCUAGCAUGAUCUGAAAGGAGAUUAUGAUUUUUUAGAAACUUGGUUUUAACUUAACCUUUCUAUCAAAGUUAAUAAUUUUCUGUAGGAAUCUCAUUAAUAGGAGCUUGUUAUGUGUUUCACAUCUGCACACAUGCAUGUGUGCAUCUGCAUACCAUGAAACACGAUGGAGCCACAUUCUUCUGGACCUUGCACUGUCAGUGACCAAGACAUCAGUGUCAGGAGCAGCCAGAGCUUCCUAGGACAGACAUGCAGCACAGUGUGACCCAGUGUCAGAGUCAAUCAGCCUGGCUCCACAUCUGCCUGACUGAGCUUGCAUUUCAGCCAAGGGAAGCUGGGCAUGCUCUGGCAGUCCUGUUUGCAGCCUGAUCCCUGUUCCAUCCCUGCUCCUGGGACUCUGAUACUCAGCUCCAGCACAGAGUGCCUGGAGCAGCACCGAACCAUCUGCCUCCAAGCUGACUCUAGAGGGCACAAAUCCUAAAGCCUGAGGCAGGUAUAAAAUAACACUGCAGUCACCUGCCAGAAAGGUCACCCCAGGGCUUGGGGUCAGCCUGGAAACCACUGGUUUCCAGUUCUAGCAGAGGCAGACCUGUGAGCUAUCUUGCUGCAGAUGACCCAAAUCACCAGCAGUGCUAUUGAAAAAGUAGAUACCCCUAAAUUUCCAGGGGCCCUGCAACAGGUGAAUUUCUUAAAAGAGGUACAGAGCACUGAACUGUGCCAGGAUUACACACAGGAGUGGUGCUGGAGUCCUGCCUGGGAAUCCACAUGCAUUCAUCACCCUCAAGGUGACUCAGACAAAACCUUGCACGCUCCCAGCCACGUGUCCAUGUCAUCUGGAAAUUUCUAACUAACUUCUAAAAAUACGUCACAUUUUUUAAGUACAAAAUGUUUCAUUUAUGUGUGGGGCUUCUUUUAAUAAAAAAUCAUUGACCAGAAGAGACUAAGAAAAAAAAGCCACAUUUUAGCUAUUACAGAUAUAAUUCUUUUAUUGGAACAUGAUGUCAAUGAUUACAAUUUCUGAAUAUGUUUACUUUUAUAAAAUACUCUUUUUUUUUGAAAAUACAUUUUUUCAUCUAAGACAAAUAUUAGAAACUAUCAGUCUGCUACAGCCCAUCACCAGGUGUUACUAUUUUUUUGUUGUUGUGAUGCCAUUUUUGGCCAUUUUUUUUUCAUUUGAGCUAUGAGAAUCAGAGCAAAUAGAGAACAUGCCAUUCAGUAACAAAUUGUGUUUUCUCAGAUGGACGUAUUUUAUCAAAGGCUCAGACAUCAGCAAAAACUGUUUCCUUUUUUAUGUGACUGCUCUUCAGUACAAUAUAAUUGUGGCUGCUGCUGUUUCAUCUAGAAGCUUAGUUUGCCCUGUCAAAAUAUCUGACAAGUCCACCUUCCCAUGUGUAGGAACCUGACUAGUGUAGGGAAUGUGUACAUUUAAAGAAAUUGAGAUUUACCUGUCCUUAAUCACAGAAUGCAAUUCAGUUGCCUCUUUGUUUUUUACCUUGUGCUGUUUCUGUUACAUUGAGUAACUGGAAAUACUCUGCUAAAUAGGGUAACACGUCCUAUGCAGAUAUUGAGUGAACCAGAUCUCUGUGACAACAGAAUAGGUUGAGGGAACUGUCAAUGAUAAGCUCAAUUAUAUUGAAGGGCAUAUUGACCUCACGAUGCUAAGAUUCUGAUCUUUUAAAUGUACUCGUGUCUUAGGUUCCUUUUUUCUGUCUUUUUGUGUGUUCUCUUUCUUCCUGCUAAGACAAGUGCCCUAUUACAGUAAAUUUCUGAAGAAGCCCCUCUACAUUCAUCAUAGUAUAUUCCUUUUGACAAAAGCAUCAGGCUUUUUGGUCCCAACAAUCAUUCCUGCAUUUUCAAGCCUGCAUUCAGAACAUUCUGCUGCCCCACUCCCAGAGUUAGACUAAGUGGGGUUGCCACUGUACAGUCAGGGAAGCAGGGGAAUGUAGAGGUAAUGGUGCUUUCAGCCUUGCACAAUUAAAAAUCUAGUUCAACAGCUUGUAUUUUCUUCUGCUGCUUCCUUGGUGUGAAGCAUUGAAACUAAUAAUCUUUUUGGCCCUGUACCACCCCUUCACAGAUGAGAAUGAUGAUGGUGCUUUUGUCACUGUAGAAGGAUCUGAGUCGCACUUGGUAGUGGUGCUUUGUGGUUGGAAGUGAAGCUGAAAUACAGAAGUGAGGGCUCUGUGUCUGGAAGAGCUGGAAGAAUUUUUCAUUAUCCUUUCUCCAGUACAAACUUAGGACUCUUUUCAUUAUUCCAAAUCAGAGCAUAACCUCAAAACUUAGUGACUUUUUCCAAAGAAUUCAUAUUGGAAUUGCUGAAGCUGAAACUUUAUGCAUUUCUGAACUAUUGUCCUAAAGUCAACCACUUGGGUGAAGGUACACUCAGCACUUUGAGACAGUAAAUUCAGUGUGGACUGUUAGAAACCCAAACAAAUCAGCUUUCUAUAUUCAAUGAAAUCGUUCUCUUGAAAAAAAUAGUAUGAUUGUUCAGUUAAAAAGCAUCCCAUGGAUACACACAAGGGGACAAAAAAAUUUAAUCCUGACAUUUCCUAGAUUUUUAAUUUUUUUACUUUAUUUUCUUGUGACGUUUACCUUGUGUAAAUACUUCCAUUUUUGUUUUAAAGUAUAGGGCAAAACAGGAUUUCUGUAACACUGAUUAACAGCCCCAGGAUACAUAAGCAAACUGCAACCUCUAGAAUGACCACCUCCUGCAGACUGAGAUAGGACAAUAGUUUGUAUCAAUGGUAAGCUCUCCUAGCUCUGCCUCAGUCUCCACUAUUGGAAAGACUGGGAAUUCAGCUAGUGGGUUUCAAUGUUAUUUGGCAAAGAGAAAUAGGCUUACCUUACACACAUGGUUCCAGCUAGGUUCUGAAGAGCAUUCUUCACUGGACAUGAUCUUGGCUGCUGAUUUGCCAUAAACUUAAUCUUCUUUUGCUGUCUUCUUUCUCAUGCCUUUUAGUUCUCUCUCUUCUACCCAGUUCUGGUCUCCCAGGUGUUUGGACAAUCUCUUCCUCACCUUUUUGCCUUGCUUUGCAGCUGCUUUUGCAGUCUUUCUCUAUCUGCUUCUCACUUCCUUUCCUCAUUUCACAAAAUCAGUGAAAGACUUGACUUGAUUCUAGCAAGGCUGCUGAGCAUGAUGGACACCUUGGCCAGAUUUGAACUGAAAUAUAUAAGAGUGGCAAAGGGCACAAGCUGUACAAAAAUGAUUGCCUUCUUCCUGAAGGUCAGGUGGGAAAUGCUGAAGUAUCUCAGAAGACCAUCAAAAUGUACCAACGUGCACAUAUUAUUUUCCCCUAUGGUCAUUCACAGGCAUAGCACUUGGGGCAGUGCUGAUCCAGACAAUGAGGUGUGAUAAAGCCAGAAGAACUGAGAGCAGUCUUACCAUGCAGCACCCUUUCAGGCUUCUCCUUGGUGAAUUUUUCACCUUUGAAAGUCAGAACUGAUGUGCAAGAUUAGUCAUGGCAGUGCAUAUGUUCUGAUCCCUCCAGAUUCCUUCAUCUCACCUCACUUCUAAUUUAGUCUGUGUGAAGUUAGGAUUCCAUUUUAGAUUUAAAUAGUUGAUUUCUGAAUCAAAUAACCAAAGUACUAUCCUUAGAAGAUACUAAACUUUUCAAGUGGACUUUGAAAAUGUCGCAUUUCAACUUUGUUGACGCUCCUCCUUGUUCAGAAGCAAUUGAAAUGGCUUUGCAUUAUGGCCCCAAAAUAUCAUAGCUGAUCAGGCUAUGGUAUUUGUCACUUGUCAAAUCUAAGAGGAGAAAAAUAUGGAUCACUUCCUGAUGUUUUCUGCCUCUUAAAAAUCCAAAGACAUUUACUUUGUUUAUUUUAUAGCACUUUCUGACUUCACAUCAUUUGUCUGUAAAGCCUUCAUAUAUAACCCUAUUUUUAGAUUUUGGAUAACUCAAUAUUUUGUUAUUGUGGUUUAAGAAUGAUAUUUUCCAAUUCAGUGUUCCCACUGAGACCACUCUAAACCAUAUGCUGGUUGAUCACUCCCCCUUCCCUUGGCGGGCUGGAGAGGAGAACUGGAAACCUUAAAGGCACAGGUUGAGAUAACAGCAAUUUACUGGAAACAGCAAUAAGAUAAGAAAAUUAACAGCAGCAACAACAUCAAUACUAAUGACAGAAGGUACAAGAAAGAGGCAAACAAUUCACGUGGACACAGACACACCCCAUCCCUAACAAUAUCCAACUGCUCCUUCUGCCAUGCUACAUGGAUCUGGAAGCGAGCCCUUCCCCCAUCCCUGGCAAACGACACAAAGUUGCUUAGAGUAACCUAUGUGUCCUGGCCAUGGUGCCUUCUGGCUGCUCCAAAAAUCAACCCUGUCCUGGCCAGAGCCAGGACAUUUUCCACCCCUUAUUCUAUAAAAUCUCCAUGAUGCCUAGAUCCUGCACCUUCCCACAAUACACAUAUCUUCAUAUCUACAUAAACAUGAGUAUCAUUUCCAUAGGCAGUGACCAUCCCUCCAAGGUGUCUGUUGACUUCCUUUAGUUGAUGACUGUGGGUUCAGUCCAUCCUAGAUAUCUUCCAGGGCAGGAGGGUUGGUGUGCUGUCAGGUGGUUGCAAGCUGCAGCAGGAGCUCACAAUUGCAGCAGUUCACACUCAUUGUCCACGGUAGUUCUGGCAUACAGUGGCAGUGCCAUUCAGCAACCACUUCUAUACAAUUCAACAUUACAGACUGUUCUAACCCAAAAAUCAAAUUCCCUGGAGGUACACAUUUUGUUUCCCUGUCCCAGGGGAAAAAAGGUGUACCUUGAGCAAAAACAAUCCCAUGGAUGGGUUUGCCUUCUCUUGAGGCAGGAUUAAUCCAUACUGUCUUCCCUAACAGAUUUCUCAUGUGCUCCACAGAGACUUUAUAUCCUUUUGCAGUACAUUGAGGUUUUGAUCGGACAGGGCAAGCAAGGUAGAUCCUCUAGUGUUGACUAACCAGGAGGCCUAUGCUAAAUGCAGAUCCCAGUGUUAAAGGUCUCACCACCCAUUGCUUUCAAUGUGGUUUUAGCAGUCCACUGUACCAUUCCUAAUUUCCAGAGACUGGUGCAGGAUAGGGAAUAUGUUGCACCCACUCAGUAUCAUGUUGGCCCAGGUGUCCAUGAGGAUAUUUUUGAAAUGAGUUCCAUUGUCCAACUCUGUUCUUUUGGGGGUGCUAUGUCACCACAUGAGCUGCAUUUCCAGGAUGGUGUUCUGGGCAGUGGUGUGAGGUGUCUCCAGCCAUCCAGUGUUUGUCUCCACCAUUGCCAGCACAUAGCGCUUGCCUAGGCAGAUUUGUGGGAGUGCAGUGUAAUCAAACUGCCUCACAUUUUUAUUUCAACCCUCAUCGCCCACACCAGAGAGGCUUUACCCAUUUAGCCUGACCAACUGCAGUGCAUGUUUCACAGUUAUGGAUAAUCUGGGAUAUAGUGUCCACUCCUCAGUCUCAAGCCCAUGUGGAUGUUGCAUCUCUUCCCUAAAGACCUGAGGUAUUAGGGACGCACCAAGUCAGAAAUAAUUCACCCUUAUGUUCCAGUCCAGAUCCACCUGAGACACUUAAAUCUUGGCAGCCCAAUCCACCUGUCCAUUCUUGCAGUGUUCUUCAGCCCAACUGCAACCCCCCCACAUAAUCAACUACCAGAAAAUGAAGAAAGAUAUGCUCUCCUCACUGAUGGCUCCUAGCAUUUUGUAGGGAUACAUCAAAAAUGGAAGGGUGAUGUGUGGAGUCCUACAUGGCAAGUCACAGAAGCUAUUGAGGGACAAGGUGGAUCAAGUCAGGGUGCAGAGCUGAAAGCCGUCCAGCUGGCCUCUGGUGAAUGAGAGGAAUGGCCUCUACACUGACUCAUGGAUGGUGGCAAAUGCUCUGUGGGUGUGGCUACAACAGUGUAAAAAGGGUGAUUGGCAGUGCAGAAGGAAACCAUCUGGGCCACUGAACUGUAGCAAGACAUCACUGCCUGGGUAGAGAAGUUGGCUGUAAAAGUACAUCAUGUAGAUGCACACACAUCUUCUGCACUGCUCCUCUCUGGAUCUGCCACAGCAUUCUCCUUCCAAAUAUUCUGUCACUUUAUCAGGCUUGUGUAGGUGAACUGCUAAACCAUUAGAGCAGAGAAUUUCCCCGAAAACUGGCCCAUUCUCUCCCACACUCUAUGCUACUCAUGACCUCCCACCCUCAGGGCAGAUGUCUGAAUGACCUCCCUAGAAAUCUCUGUCCUGACUCUAAAUGUGGUGUAGACUGCACUGAGGAGACAUAGCAGACCUAGCAACAAGAAUAUGCUUUCCUUAACAUUCAGCAGGAAUUUAAAAGUCUCAAAAGCUGUUUUAACAGGUCUGAAGGAGGAAAAGGGGUUGAAAGGCUGGGGAAAGUCAUCUUCCCCACCUCCCCCCACAGACUGGGUGAUUAUUAAUGGACUCCCAGAGCUAGUGCCUGAGUAAGGAUAGAAAGGAAACACAUCCCAAAUGACCUUCAUUGUCCUUUAUUUUACCAUGUCAUAAACUAUACUCCAUAGUACAGCAAGAAAGCAAUCCUAAUCCCUCUCCCUGCUCUGAAAAAGAGCACCAUUAUGAGCACCUAGCGGAUAUACAAAAACAUGUACAGGGUUAGGUACCACACCCACACAAGCAGACCAAGCAACAUUGCGACCAGUAGGUCUGGACCUAAUGCAACAAAUCAAAUCAGAUUAGAUCAAAUUUGUUUUCAACUCACUCUGGGCAGAAUUGUUGUUGUCUCAACCCUUUGUGCCUCACAUUGGGCACCAAAGAAGGCUGUUGUGUUUUAGGAAUGGUAUUUUCCAAUUCCAUGUUCCCACUGUAACCAUGUGCUGCUCCAUCACUCCCCUUCUCCUCGGCAGGCUGGAGAGGAGAAUUGGAGGCAUAAAAGGUAAAGUUCAAGAGAUAAGAACAAUUUUUACUGGAAACAGCAAUGAGAUAAGAAAACAUACAGUAACAACAGUGGUAAUGACAGAGGGUACAAGAAAGAGGUGAACAGUUUGAUGUAGAAGGCAAACACCCCCACAAUAAUACCCAACCACUCCCUCCAGCACACUACACUGCCCCAGAAGUGAGCCUUUUCCCAGAAAAUGACACAAGAUGGUAUAGAAUAACUUCCAGGUCCUAGCCAUACCCCCUCCUGGCUACUGCAAAAAUUACCCCAUCCUGACCAGGACAAUUAUGGAGAGAGAUAAAGAUAAUAGCAUUUUAUACUGAAAAUUUUAAAACUCUGAAGGGGAAGCAAAACCUGCAAAAUUUUUAUAUACCAUAUUUAAUAUCCACACAUGUGUAUGAGCGUAUGUAUGUAUAAAUAUGCUUAUCUAAAAUCCAAAGAAAUUUAGUUACUAAUUAGUCUGUUAAUUUCUGUCAGACUUAAAAUCUAUUUUAAGUGCUGUUGUUCUUCACUCUUCUGGUGUGGUAUGUUCAGAUGUGAAAAUCACUUUACUUGACUUCUGUUCUUCAAUAGCUCUAAGUUUCUUUUAAAAAAAUGUCGCUAUAUGUGAAUUUGUGCUUUUGUCCACAGGAAUUAGAUACAAAAUUUUAAGCUACGAUUGGAAUAAUACUUUAAUUGAAAUAAUGGGGCAGACUGAGGUUUUCUUUAUCCAACAACCCAUGAUAAAAUUUCACGCUAGGGUUUAACCCUUCAAUGCAGACUAACUAGCUUAAAACUAGCUGCUUUUGCUUCAUGAUUUCAGGAGUCUCAUGUUAAGAUUGGCUAUAAUUUUAACAUAUUCAGAACUGUGAAACAGCUGGAGAACAGAAGCCAUAUAUGGAGUUGCCAUUUGUUUUUCCUUAUCAGUUGUGUGUAUGUGUGUGAGUAUUUACCCGUUUUCACCGAUGUUAAGCAAGCAUUUCAGACAGUGUUUAGGAUGUAUCUCAGUUGCUAUUAAUAAGGUUGUUGGAUCUGGAUAAUGUUAUAGAUUUUUUUUCUUUCUCUCUCCCUUCCUUUUUUUUCUUGUAAUGCUUAGUUGGUAAGUAUGAUGCCGUAUUUCAGAGCUGUUGCUUCAUUGCACAUAACUAACUCAUCACUCUCUUUAACCUGUAGCAUGAGCAGCAAUUGCAUAAUGAAAUUCGAAAUUCCGUUUUCUGUGCUCAUCUGUUAAUACCCUUCAAUCUCUGCGGUUCGUGUCUCAUGUCUCACACCUGUUAUCUUUUAUCUUUUCUCCUCCCCCUUCCUCACUUCUUUCCACUCCUCCUUCCUCAUCACUUCUUCAUUCUCAACAAAGAAAGAAAUGCUGUGAUAUUUCUUCUCCUUCCAAAACCUCCACUAGAAAGCAUUGGCCACAUCAAGGUAAAGGGCAAAGGCUUGAAACGGAAGGUCUUUCACGCUAGCUGUGAAUGGUAUGCUGUGCAAAACAACAACGGUUAUUUUCUAUUCUCUAAUUUCCACCAUUUGAAAUGCUUUAAUUUCUUGUAAAAUCAGAACAAGAUAGAAUUUCAGAAAAUGCGAAUGCAUGUUUCCCUGCUUGCCUUUUUCUAUAAGGCACAGUGAGUCAGGCAUUAUCAUGCUUUUCCAGAUUGUUUGGCAGUGAAGUACCUAGUUCAUGAGCAAAAUUACUGUCACCAGCUGGGGAACAAAUAACAGCCCUUUCUCUCCCCUGUCACUCUGAUGGGUCAUGUCAGUUUGAAGAUAGAAAGUACCAUGCUCUUGCUCUGGAGCAGGCAGGUGAGGUACCAGGCAAGAACAGCCAGGUUGCUAAAUACCACAGGUUUAUAACAAUCUUUUAAAUUUGCUCCUAGAUUUCUCACCUUAUGACCUCACUUGAUUUUAGCGGAAUCUUUCAAGAUAAAUCAUGAGCAGCUUUGAAUGAUUUUUGCACCCUUUAUUUGUGAAAUGUAUACUGAGGCAGAGAGAUCUUCAGUUCUGAUUAUUGCAUUAUUAUUUUAAAGAAUUACCAGUAAUAGCAUGAUGUGGAAGAAAUAGCAAGUGAUUUCUGACUUACUGCAGUCCGCAGGGGUUUCCCCAUUGACACCUGCAGGACCAGGUUUCUGUCUCUAUAUUAUAUGGGUUAGAAGCCUUCAGAGACAACUGUGGUAGUUGAGCUCAAUCACACUGUCAGUGGCUGUAAAUGGCUAAUGCAAACACAGUUUAGUUUUAUGGAUGGGAGUUAAUAGUAUUAAUUUUCUACAGCAUGGGAAGGAGAAUGUAAUUUUGAUUUCAUAUUUCUCCUUUUCUUUUUGUAUGUCUAUGGAAGAAGAUUUGGAGACAGGCUAUUUGUCAGAAAGAGCUCUGUCCCCUUGCAGUGAGGACUCUAGGGCCACUGGAGCAUAGCUCUGGGCACUGGGCUAAUCAAUUACAUAUCAUUGUCUCAAAUUCAUCUUGUUCCUUUUACAAAGAAACAUUAACAUAUAGUGCAUCCAGUUAGUACAAUCUGUUCAAGCUUCUGCCUUGUGGGCCCUGUAGGAAUUUGCCUUUUGAAGCACAAACUAAAGUUGGUAUGGGAGAAGAUGUUUUGCUCUCUCAGUUGGCCCCCAAUUCACUCCACCUCUUCAGCAGCAUUCCUAGAGCUCCCUUCAUGUGCAAUAAGCUGUUAACCUUCAUGUUCUCAUUAAAGACUGGAUUCUUCUGGGUUGUGGUUUGACUAAUGAUUCCCCAUCCCUGCAAGGGAACUGGAGCUGUUUGUUUUCCUGGUUAGCAGGAGAACAUUGCCCACUUCAGUGCUGCCUCAAUUGCUCGGAGCAAGGGGGUUCUGCAGUCCCAUAGCUCAGUGGUUUCUGGAAUCAUCUUUUCUUAGGGGUGGAUUUGUGGCAGUUGUUAAUUCCAUGAGCAAUACAAUCACCCACAGCUGAUAAAGGGCUAGGAGAUGCUGUGGCAGUGACAGCAGCACUGAAAUUCCUGCCUGCCCCUUGCUAAGAGAUCCCGUGCUGCGAGUGUGGAAGGCGGCACUGACGCGUGUGGUUCUCGCUGUCCUCUGCAGGCUUCUGCCCAGAGACUCAGCCGGGAGAAACUCCAGCA
Molecule: messenger RNA, 18498 nt
Organism: Serinus canaria (Common canary)
Lineage: Eukaryota; Metazoa; Chordata; Aves; Passeriformes; Fringillidae
Gene: RALGAPA1
Product: Ral GTPase activating protein catalytic subunit alpha 1
Exons: 41
Coding region: 223-7725 (2500 amino acids)
Biological process (GO): positive regulation of GTPase activity; regulation of small GTPase mediated signal transduction
Cellular component (GO): cytoplasm; nucleus
Molecular function (GO): GTPase activator activity
Source: RefSeq, a predicted model, not a curated record